Molecule: messenger RNA, 2002 nt
Organism: Cololabis saira (Pacific saury)
Lineage: Eukaryota; Metazoa; Chordata; Actinopteri; Beloniformes; Belonidae
Gene: acadl
Product: acyl-CoA dehydrogenase long chain
Exons: 11
Coding region: 60-1373 (437 amino acids)
Biological process (GO): fatty acid beta-oxidation using acyl-CoA dehydrogenase; carnitine metabolic process, CoA-linked; long-chain fatty acid catabolic process
Cellular component (GO): mitochondrion
Molecular function (GO): flavin adenine dinucleotide binding; long-chain fatty acyl-CoA dehydrogenase activity
Source: RefSeq, a predicted model, not a curated record
GAUCCUUCCUUAUGCACUUGGGUUGUUUUUGAAACAGUUUGCUCUUUUUGUACUGCAAAAUGUUUGCCGGUAAAGUCUUCAAAUCGUCUCUUAGUGGACUAAGAAAUGUGUCGGUACGAGGACAAGUGCCUUCUGCAGCAACUGCAAGUCAGCAGCAGUUCAGCCGGCCUGCGUCCUCAAAAAGACAGGAGACCUCCACCGCCAAGUCCCUGAUGGACGUCGGGACCCGCCGUUUUUUUAACGAAGACCACGAUAUGUUCCGGCAGAGCGUCCGGCGGUUCUUUCAAGAGGAAGUGGUUCCACACCACAAAGAGUGGGAGAAGGCCGGUCAGGUGAGCAGGGAGGUGUGGGAGAAGGCCGGGGAGCAAGGCCUGCUGGGAGUGAUGAUCCCAGAAGAGCACGGGGGCAUCGGAGGAGACGUCUUCUCAGCAGCUAUCACCUGGGAAGAGCAAAUGUACUGCAACUGCAGCGGCCCAGGGUUCGCCCUGCACUCAGACAUCGCCAUGCCCUACGUUGUCAAGUAUGGCAACAAAGAGCAGGUUCAGCACUUCGUUCCCUCCAUGGUUGCAGGGAAAUGCAUCAGUGCAAUUGCCAUGACAGAGCCGGGAGCAGGCAGCGAUCUUCAGGGUGUGAGGACAAAUGCCAAGAAGGAUGGUAGUGAUUGGAUCCUCAAUGGAAACAAGGUGUUCAUCACAAACGGCUGGAUGGCUGAUUUGGUGGUGGUGGUCGCCGUGACGAACCGCGAGGCCAAGGUGGCAGCACACGGCAUCAGCCUGUUCCUGGUGGAGGACGGCAUGAAAGGCUUCCAGAAAGGGCGGAAGUUGGAUAAGAUCGGUCUUAAAGCACAGGACACAGCCGAGCUGUUCUUCGAGGACGUCCGCCUCCCGGCUAGUGCUCUCCUGGGUGAACUCAACAAAGGUUUCUACUACCUCAUGAAUGAGUUGCCACAGGAGCGUCUGGUGAUUGCUGACAUGGCCAUAGCCAGCUGUGAGUUCAUGUUUGAAGAAACGAGGAACUACGUAAUGCAGCGGAAGGCUUUUGGUAAAACUAUCGCUCACCUCCAGACUGUGCAGCACAAACUGGCAGAGCUGAAGACUGAGAUCUGCGUGGGCCGAGCGUUCGUAGACAACUGCCUUCAGCUGCUCGCUGAGAAGCGCCUGGACCCCUCCACGGCCUCCAUGGCCAAGUAUUGGGCCUCGGAUCUGCAGAACAAGGUGGCCACUCAGUGCCUGCAGCUCCACGGGGGCUGGGGCUACAUGUGGGAAUACCCCAUCGCCAAGGCGUUUGUGGACUCGCGUAUUCAGCCGAUCUACGGAGGAACCAACGAGAUCAUGAAGGAGCUCAUCGCCCGCGGCAUCGUCAGCCAGAAGUGAGAGGGUUUCCUGGAGCUCUGGAGGAAAAGUGGUGGACGGUUCUCCACGAGCAAGUGCAGUCUUGCAGGGCAUUAAGGAGGGAGAAUGUACUUGAAUUAUAUCAGAUACCCGUGGGUUUAACACGUUGCACGAACACCUGCUUCUGGGUAAUUAGACACACUUCUACUUCAGCUGCUUUAACAGUUAUUGAGCCACAUCCAGACAAACAUAUCUACAUAUAAAGUGAUGCAGAAAGUCAUUUAAUAUUAUUUUAAUGCUAAAUUUUAGCAUUGUAAAUUGACAUUCAGAUAGACACACUGAUACUCACAUACACAUUCACACAUGACAUAAAUUGAGAUUUGACUAAGUGCAACACCUUCGGGUACAGAUUCUGAUACCUGGGAUCUUUUUUGAGUUUUAUUUUUGUAAUAAAAAGUAAAAAUGACACCAUGUUGCCAGUGUAACGCCAAUACUACACAGAUAACCGACGUGCCUCCCUUUCUCAACCCGCCAUCUCCAAACAAGAAGUUUCAAGGCAGCUUUAGUAACUUUCUGUGCUGGGUUUUGGUACAACUAAGAGAUUGGAUUCUUUUUGUGAAAGUUCUUUGGUGUUGGAGGUGCUGAGAUGAAAUUAUUAGCAGAUACAAGAA